Messenger RNA from Pyricularia pennisetigena, 1083 nucleotides. RefSeq lists its product as uncharacterized. The transcript is spliced from 5 exons. Bases 1 to 1083 code for a protein of 360 amino acids. The record is from RefSeq and is a predicted model, not a curated record. Lineage: Eukaryota; Fungi; Ascomycota; Sordariomycetes; Magnaporthales; Pyriculariaceae.
AUGGCAGCGCCAGCAGAGUUGACGGAAUUCGUAAAACCCAAAAGCCUGGCUUUCCGCGUUAACGGUAUCCCAAUCGACCACGCCGAUAAGUUCGAAUCCACCCUGAGGUCUAUUGCUGAGCAGAUCCCAGUCCUGCGUGAAGCCACCGAUUCCAUAAUCUGUCGCUCUUUGGCACGACAAAACAACAGGUUCAGCUGCGCUACCGUCUCGAUCAUUACGUCGCUUUCUGCAGACGAGCUAUCCGCACAAUUGAAUCGGUUUGGGGGCAGCCCCCGAUACCGCUACAGCUGCAAGUUCGAAGGCAUUACGCCGUUGUACGAUGGCAAAGACGACGCCGAUGUGGACGUUAUAGCAGUACCCGGACUUGGAAGCCACGCACUCGGCUCCUGGAAAUCCCCAAACAGCGACGACUUCUGGCUCCGCGACUUCCUUCCCGAGGACGUACCAAACAUCCGAGUGCUGCUUUACGGCUACGACACCACACCGGCGAACAGUCGGUUGAAACAGUCCAUCGAGGGUUUGGGCGUCACUUUUAUGGAACAAAUUAUCGCUUUUCGGGCGGAAGAUGGGACUUUUCGCCGUCCGGUUGUUUUUAUCGGCCACAGCCUCGGCGGGUUGCUGGUUAAAGAGGCGCUUGUCCGGGCUUGCAACCGAAAUAACGAUGAGAACACAAACCUAUCCAAAGCCUGUUUUGGGAUGCUUUUCUUUGGCGUGCCAAACCUCGGCCUGCAAAAUGAACAGUUGAUAACUCUUGUUGGAGGGCAGCCGAACCAAUCCUUAAUUCACGCUCUGCUCGUUGACAGCGACUCUGAACCAUCGAAUUUCUUGAAAAGACUUGGCGAUGAGUUUUCUAGGUGCUGCAAAGGUUGCUAUCGAAUAGUGACUUUCUUCGAGCGCAUGCUUAGUCCGACGCUGGAGGACCAAAAUGGGAAAUGGAAAAAGACGGGCCCCUUGACUUUACUGGUUACAGAGAAAUCUGCUACCAGUACAGGCUUGGUUGCCGCAGCCGAUGAAGAUAACGUCCCCCUUAACAGAGAUCAUUCUGGGCUUGUCAAGUACGAAUCUAGGGACGAAGGCGACUAA